Molecule: messenger RNA, 449 nt
Organism: Amphimedon queenslandica
Lineage: Eukaryota; Metazoa; Porifera; Demospongiae; Haplosclerida; Niphatidae
Exons: 4
Coding region: 21-449 (142 amino acids)
Source: RefSeq, a predicted model, not a curated record
AAGCUGCAAUAAUAGCUGAGAUGGCUAACGAAAAGCCACGAGAGGAAGUCCUUAAACCAUUAAUGGCAGCUACUUUUAACAAUCGUCAUUCUACUAUUUCCGAAACUCCAAUAUCUGAAACAGUCAAGAUCUACCCAUCAUUGAAGUUGCCUAAUAUAAUAGAACACGAGUUUUCCUUACUUAUUAAAGAUGCCAGCAUCAAGGACAAGUUUUUGAAGGAAUGGCUCAAGUGGCAAGAAGCGAUACUAAAUUAUGCCGGAGAUUUGAAGAAAAAGGCUAUUGUUACUUUGAUGGACCAAUGUCAGGAUAGAGAUAAAGACGAUUACAAUUACAAGCAAAUCUUCACAUUAAAAAUUCUAGUGUCUCUCUUCCUAAGUAAAGGAACUACUUUUGAUGAUGCUUUUGUCCUUCUUUUUAGUGAAUAUGAAGUAGGUGUGGCUAAGGCGUAA